Molecule: messenger RNA, 1624 nt
Organism: Rhodofomes roseus
Lineage: Eukaryota; Fungi; Basidiomycota; Agaricomycetes; Polyporales; Fomitopsidaceae
Product: NAD-dependent formate dehydrogenase
Exons: 6
Coding region: 235-1401 (388 amino acids)
Cellular component (GO): cytosol
Molecular function (GO): NAD binding; oxidoreductase activity, acting on the CH-OH group of donors, NAD or NADP as acceptor; formate dehydrogenase (NAD+) activity
Source: RefSeq, a predicted model, not a curated record
CACGGGACCGCGUCAGGCGUGAUGCAAUGGAGGGCGGCAGGGGGAAGCCGGGGACGGCGCGUGAGGUCAUGGCCGUCCUCCUUCGCUCCGUCUAAUCCUGGCCGGCUUCUGCACAAACCAUGCGAACGCCUCGACCCCGUAUAAAAUGGGCCGCUCCGUGGAGCACCUCUGCCACAACGCCCUCCCUCCUCCGCCCACUUCCCCCACCAAAUCUCAUAGCUACUCGUCCAAGCCAUGCUCAGCAGACUCGCCACCCGCUCGCUCGCGUCUUCGCGUCCGCUGGCUCGCUCCUUCGCGACGCCGCAGCAGUCAUGGAGUCGGGGCAUGAAGAUCCUCGCUAUCUUCUACAGCGGUGGUGAAGCUGCUAAGCAGGAGCCCCGUCUCCUGGGCACCACCGAGAACCAGCUGGGUAUCCGCGACUGGCUCGAGUCUCAAGGUCACGAAUACAUCGUCUCCGAGAGCAAGGAGGGCCCCAACAGCGACCUCGCUAAGCACAUCGUCGAUGCUGAAGUUGUGAUCACGACGCCCUUCCAUCCCGGCUACCUCACCCGUGACCUCCUGAACACGGCGAAGAACCUCAAGCUCUGUCUCACCGCCGGUGUCGGGUCUGACCACGUCGACCUCAUUGCCGCCUCCGAGAAGAACAUCGACGUCCUCGAGGUGACGGGCUCGAACGUGACCUCGGUCGCGGAGCACGUCGUGAUGAACAUCCUGCUCCUCGUGCGCAACUUCGUCCCCGCCCACGAGAUGAUCGAGCGCGGCGACUGGCAGGUGUCCGACAUCGCGCGGGCCGCGUUCGACCUCGAGGGCAAGACGGUGGGCACGAUCGGCGCAGGCCGCAUCGGCUACCGCGUGCUCGAGCGUCUCACGCCGUUCGACACCAAGGAGCACCUGUACUACGACUUUGCGUCGCUCCCGGCGGAGGCGGAGAAGAAGGUGCGCGCGCGCCGCGUCGCGGACCUCAAGGAUAUGGUGUCGCAAUGUGACGUCGUCACCGUCAAUGCCCCGCUCCACGAGGGCACGCGCGGCCUCGUGAACGCCGACCUGCUCAAGCACUUCAAGAAGGGUGCGUACCUCGUCAACACCGCGCGUGGCGCGAUCUGCGACCGUGAUGCGGUGGCGGCCGCGCUGAAGAGCGGGCAUCUCUCCGGGUACGCGGGCGACGUGUGGAACGUGCAGCCGGCGCCGAAGGACCACCCGUGGCGGACGAUGAAGAACCCGCUCGGCGGCGGCAACGGCAUGACGCCGCACUACUCGGGCACGACGCUCGACGCGCAGGCGCGCUACGCCGCGGGCACGAAGGCGAUCCUCGAGAACUACUUCAAGGGCAAGGCGCAGAAGCCGGAGGACACGAUCGUCAAGGACGGAAAGAUCUUCAGCAAGGCGUACGGCGCGAAGUAGAGGGUGCCUGCGGGUUGCGAAUGUGCAGGCCUCUAGAAGCAAGAGAGCCUGAGCCUGCGGACAAACAUUCAUACAGUGUAUCAUUAUUUUAGCAUGUUUCGCAUAGCACUUGUAUCAACUUUGUGAAACUCAUUUGCCUUCGAACCACCGUCGCGAGAAACGGUCACGACUAUCAUGAUAUUCACGAACAUAUUGCCGACAUACUUGGGAGCAUAUACCGAAG